CCCGACCCCCAGGAUCCGCCGGCUCGGGUACAACCGCCCGCCUUGGCUAUAUAGAUCUGCGAUAUCUUCACCCCACACCUCUCUAGCCGCACCCCGCCGCCUCCCCGACUACCUCGCUCCCGCUUAGCGCCUCCGCCUCCGCCUCCGCCGUCGAAGAUGCCGUUCAAGAGGUUUGUCGAGAUCGGGCGGGUGGCCCUGGUGAACUACGGCAAGGACUACGGCCGCCUCGUCGUCAUCGUCGACGUCGUCGACCAGAACAGGGCACUCAUCGACGCACCUGAUAUGGUCCGUUGCCAGAUCAACUUCAAGCGCCUUUCUCUGACAGAUAUCAAGAUCGAUAUCAAGCGUGUGCCCAAGAAGGCAACUUUGAUUAAGGCAAUGGAGGAAGCUGAUGUUAAGAACAAAUGGGAAAAUAGCUCAUGGGGCAAGAAGCUAAUUGUCCAGAAGAGGAGAGCAUCCCUCAAUGACUUCGACAGGUUUAAGGUCAUGUUGGCCAAGAUCAAGAGAGGAGGAGCUAUCAGGCAAGAGCUUGCUAAGCUUAAAAAGGAGGUUGCUGCUUAGAUGACUUUGUUGGCUGGCCUGUUGAGAUUUUGAUCAGCAAUGUUUCGAUGUCCCAGAAUCCUUUAGUAUUGUUAUCUGGAUCUUAUAAAAACUUUGUUACAUUGCAGUGUUUAGUGAUUUUGCCAGAAUUCUUAAGAAUCUGCGAUGCAGUGUGCUGAAAUCUCGUAUCUAUAUUUCUUGUCUUGCAAAAUUAUGUAUUUCUGUU
Molecule: messenger RNA, 766 nt
Organism: Brachypodium distachyon (stiff brome)
Lineage: Eukaryota; Viridiplantae; Streptophyta; Magnoliopsida; Poales; Poaceae
Product: 60S ribosomal protein L14-1
Exons: 5
Coding region: 157-561 (134 amino acids)
Biological process (GO): translation; ribosomal large subunit biogenesis
Cellular component (GO): ribosome; cytosolic large ribosomal subunit
Molecular function (GO): RNA binding; structural constituent of ribosome
Source: RefSeq, a predicted model, not a curated record